Asparagus officinalis (garden asparagus) is the source of this 1257-nucleotide messenger RNA. RefSeq names its product probable pectate lyase 16. The transcript is spliced from 3 exons. Bases 151 to 1098 code for a protein of 315 amino acids. Gene Ontology annotation, molecular function: pectate lyase activity. NCBI's taxonomy places the organism in Eukaryota, Viridiplantae, Streptophyta, Magnoliopsida, Asparagales, Asparagaceae. The record is from RefSeq and is a predicted model, not a curated record.
CCCAAACUCUCCUUCUUCCUCCUGUUCAUCCUUCCAUUUCCAGCCGAUGCCGGCACCGGAUUAAACCCGAUUGACGGGUGCUGGCGGGGCCUGGACUACACUGUUGACCGAUCAAAGCUCGCGACUUGCUCGGUAGGAUUCACCGGAAAAAUGACGCAGAACGUGGGGCCGGGCUUAAGGAUGUACAAGGUCACGGACCCUAGCGAUGACCCGGUAAACCCUAGGCCGGGUACGUUGCGCUAUGGAGCGACGACGAUUGCCGGAAAAGUUUGGAUCAGUUUUGAAGGAGAUGUGCUCAUCAAGCUCAGGAGGCCUCUCCUCGUCAGUAGUUACACUGCCAUUGAUGGUAGAGGGGCUAACGUGCGUAUUGAAAAUGGAGAUGGCUUCUUGCUUCGCGAGGUGAAGAAUGUGAUCAUCCACGGGCUGAACUUCCACCACAACCAACCCACUACCGCAGGCCCAGUCGUAGGUCCGGGAGGAGCAGUUGAUGAUCAUGGCAAAUCUGAUGGCGAUGCUAUCAGCAUAAUGCAUUCGAACAACAUCUGGAUCGAUCACAACACCCUCUCUCAGGGACAAGAUGGUCUCAUUGACGUUACACAUGGGUCGACCAAUGUAACCAUUUCCAACAACUGGUUCAUGGACCACGAUAAGGUCAUGCUGCUCGGUCACAGUGAUACCUUCGUCGAGGAUAGCGAAAUGAAGGUCACAGUUGCAUUUAAUAGGUUCGGACCUAACUGUAACCAGCGCAUGCCUAGGGUUCGAAGAGGGUACGCUCAUGUGGUGAAUAAUUUCUAUGAUGGGUGGAAGGAGUACGCAAUUGGUGGUAGCAUGAACCCCUCUAUCACAAGCCAAGCCAAUGUGUUUGUUGCUCCCGAAUCUAACAAAGAGGUAGCAUGGGAAGAACCAGGGAAUGCAAAGUGGAAUUUCAAGUCGGUGGGCGAUGGUUUCGUCAACGGAGCAAGAUUUGGGCAGGCGAACGAAAGUCAAAGCGGACCUUUGUAUGCAUCUCAGCAAAUGUUUACGGUUGGAAAACAGGAAGAAGUGAGGUCGUUGACGAGAGAUGCAGGUGCACUCAAAUGCCAUGGAAAGACAUGUUGAGCAGUAAAGAUCUUGAAAUUUCUCUUUGUUGCAGUAGUUGAUCCUGGACCUGAAAAAGGAAGCUCAUUACCUUAGGGAUUAGGCAAUUUGUUUUAUCGAUUUUGGAGCCAUUUUUUUAGGAUUAGGCAAGUGAAAUUUUAACAGCAGUUGCUGGCUUAG